UGCAUUCUCAAUCGGAUCGCCCAGAUGGACACGGGAGCAAUUAAGAAUGACACGGCAAAUUUAUAGCAUCUGGUUCACUUCACUAAAAUACGAUGUAGCGAAAAUUUGACAAUCAACUGUCUUGUUUGCGGUGUCGAGUUUUGUUAUUUCAACGUAUCGUAUGUUGAAGAGUAAAAUUAGCCCUAACAGUGGGUUGCCACCUAGCGUUGUAGAACUGUGAGAAGAAAAGUUAAUUGACUGUUUGACAAGGCAUCGAAUAGAGGCAUGACGGAGUGUGCGGGAUCUGAAGUAGAACAGAGAUUGGGUCAACAAUGCCUUCCAACUUUAAGAAAAAGAAACACCGGAAACAUAAAAAUCGUCAGAAUGCAGCCAGUGAUGGGGAGGACGAAACGGACGACAUUGCCACAAAAGACUCCAAUCACGUCCCCGCUCCAAAGGAAGAAAACAACAAUAAACCAUACAUUGUGAGAUUUUCCGACAUUUGUGGUCGAUACUUAGUAGCAGCGCGAAAUCUCAAAGCAGGAGAAAAAAUCAUCGAGGUUGAUCCGUUGGCCAUUGGCCCUUGGGCUGCCAGUGAACCCGUUUGCAUUGGAUGCUACAAACGUUUUGAAAAAGGUGCCAAAAUAGUAAGAUGUGCCCACUGUGGGUGGCGUGUUUGUUCUACCAGCUGCAGCAGCCUUACCGUCAGCGGCGACCAUAGAAAACUGGAAUGCAAUCCACUCAAAGAGCACAAUGUGGCAAAACUUUUCGAGACAAGCUCCGCCGAACAGAUAAAGAUAAUGUAUGAGGCUAUUUUUGCGCUCCGCUGUCUGCUGCUAAAAAAGUCUGAUCCGGAAAGGUACGCACUGUUGCUGGAAAUGGAAGCCCUUAACGAACUACGGCAGAAAAUUUCAUCGCUCUGGAAACGCAAUCAGCAAUUGAUUGUGAGCCGCAUCCGCGACGAGUGGAAGUUCGAUGAGUUCACCGAAAGCGAAAUUCAUACGGUGUGCGGAAUAAUUGAAGUCAACUCGUUCCAGAUUGGUCAAAGUGAGGUCCAUGCUCGUGCAUUGUACCCGGAGGCAUUCUACAUCAUGCACGAUUGCACUCCCAACACCACCCACACCGAUGAUCCGAAGACUCAAGUGCUAUCGAUAAGAUUAACCAAUGACCUGAAGGCAGGCGAACCAAUUACGCUGUCCUAUUCGUACACCCUCCAAGGCACCCUGAAGCGAAGGCAACAUUUGUACGAAAGCAAGUUUUUCUGGUGCCAAUGUAAACGAUGUUCCGAUCCCACCGAGUUUGGCACAAAUUGCAGCACUAUGAAAUGCACCAAAUGCCAGAAAGGUCACAUCCUUACCACCAACCCUUUGGACCAAAACGCGGAUUGGAAAUGCAAAUCUUGCUCAAACAUAAUACCAGCGCAAAAUGUCCUUCAACUCCUGGACAGACUAUUCAAAGAAUUGGAUGCCAUUGAUGGAAAUGGUAUCGAGUUGUACGAACAUUUCAUCACCAAAUAUCGCCAUAUCUUACACGACAAUCAUUACCUAUUCCUGUCAGCAAAGCAUUCUCUCUGCCAGUUGUAUGGCAAAAUUUCUGGCUUUUUAAUUUCGGAAAUGAGUCUGGAGCAAAUCAUAGAGAAAGAAAAAAUCUGCCGAGAUCUGCUGCUUGUGGUGUCUGCAUAUGAACCAGGGCUCAGUCGGUUGAGGGGCGUAAUCAUGUACGAGCUACAUGCACCGAUCAUGAUUCAAGUAAAAUACCAAUCUGAAACUGGGCAGAUCAAUGCUAACCAACUGAAGCGAAUGCUAACUGAAGUGAUACAAUUACUCAAACAAAGUGCGGCAAUUCUUUCCUUCGAGCCACCCGGUUCACAGGAGUACGAGAUGGCUGUGGCUGCACGUGACGCUUUGCAAAAGAUGCAGGCAACGUAAUCAGAAUAGAUAUUUUUUAUAAAUUUUUAUUAGCAAAGUACAUGUUCAAAAAUGUGAUAACUUUUGGAAUAAAAUUCAUAUAAGGUAUGUAGCAAAUCAUUUUCGCAUUCGUGA
Molecule: messenger RNA, 2021 nt
Organism: Ochlerotatus camptorhynchus
Lineage: Eukaryota; Metazoa; Arthropoda; Insecta; Diptera; Culicidae
Gene: SmydA-4
Product: SET and MYND domain containing, arthropod-specific, member 4
Exons: 5
Coding region: 312-1907 (531 amino acids)
Molecular function (GO): protein binding
Source: RefSeq, a predicted model, not a curated record